AUGUUGUUUUUAUUCAGUUUAUUUGUUUCAUCUACUAUUGUAGCAAUUGACAUUGGAUCAGAGCAUAUGGCUAUUGCUGCAAUUUCGCAAGGAAAACAUGUUGAAAUUAUCAUGAAUCAAUUUAGCAAAAGAUUAACACCAAGUAUCAUAUCACUUCAAUCAAAUUUACCACUAUCUGCUGAAUAUUCAGAAAGUGUAGAUCGUAAAAUUGGUGUUUACGCAAUUCCGCAGCUUGAAAGAAAUUCUUCAUCCGUAAUUCGAAACUUUCCGCAAACAAUAGGACGUAUUUGCGACGAAAAACUCGAUACACUACUUAAAAAUAGAUGGUAUGACUUCCAAUUCAUAAAUAAUCGCGUAAAUGGAUUAGAAACUCACAUUUCUUUAGCCAUGAUGAUCGAAGAAGCGCUUAUAUUUGCACAAGAGCAACUCAAUAUACCUAAAAUUAACGAUAUCGUCAUCACUAUUCCAUCAUAUUUUUCAGAUAGUCAAAGAACUCAGUAUUUAGCAGCAGCGAAAUUACUUGGAUUGAACGUAUUACAAAUAUAUGAUGAAAAGGUAUCCUUUGCAACAUUUUAUUCUGUCGAAAAAACAAGUUCUUUCCGAAAUACUCCGAAAACUGUUGGAUUUCUCGAUUUUGGAGCCGGAAAACUAUCAUUUUCAGGCAUGAAAUUCACACAAUCAGGUACAAAGACUGUUGUCGAUGACCUAGAAUACUACUGGAAUGAAGAAAUCGGAGGAAUUGAUUUUGAUGUAGCCAUUGCAAAGGCAAUAAAGCAAAAAUACCACAUAGAAAACGAUUCUUACCAAUUACUAACUACAGCACAGAAAGUUAAGCACCUUCUUACGCUUUCUGACGAAGCAAAUGUUUCAUCAGACGCAACAAGCGAAAGAAUCAUAUUUACAAGGUCCGAAAUGAACGAAGCAGUUCAACCAAUACUAGAGAAAAUCGAUAAAUUCAUUGAUCAGGUCAAACUCGAAUACGAUUCGAUCGAAUUACUCGGUGGAGCCACAAGAAUUCCUGCUUUCAUUGAACAUGUAGAGAAGAAGAUAGGAAACACUUCCCGCACCUUAAAUAGCGACGAAGCUCUUGUUACAGGUGCUGCUUACGCUGCAGGUCUUCAAACAAAGAUUUUCCACUCACAACCAGUCGUAUUCCACAAGAAACUCCCUUAUGAUGUCAUUCUUUCCCUUCCUGAUAAGAACAUUACGUUAUUCAAAAAAGGAAUUUUGAUGUCAAAGGUGAAAUCGGCCAAAUUCGAUGUAGUCAACAAGUUCUCAUUAAUAUAUGCAUCACCUAUACCUUUAGGAGCAUCAAAAGUCUUAGCAACAUGGGAUAUAAUUAUAGAUGACACUGUUUCAAGGCAAAUGAAGGCAUUGAUCAAAUUUAAGUUCGAUGAUAAUGGUAUUCUUGUGAUUGCCGAGAGCAAAGUUGCGAAAAUCACAAAUGGAAAUGCUUAUAUUAACACAUUGACUCUUAAAUUGGUCGAUACUCCAUUUGAUGACUCAGAUUAUGCUAAUGAUAUGAACAAAGCGUUCAUUGCUGCAUUAACAUCAUAUACAAAGAAGAAUCGAAUAAUUGCAAAGGCGAAAAACGAUUUCGAAUCACUUUUGUAUGAUGUAAAGAACGGAUUAGCCGGAGACUAUCUUAAAUGCAUGCGACAAGAUGAAAAAGACGCAUUAGAAAGAGUUUUCAAAGUCUGUGAAAACUGGGCUAAAUCAGUUGCAAAUGCAACAGAAACAGAAUACAAUGAAUACAGAACUAAACUUAAUGAACUUGCACAACCAAUCAAGAAGAGAUUCCAGAUAAGAGAGAGUCUUAAAGAAGCAAUCACUCUCCUCAGAAGUACAAUCAAAGAAGCAGACAAAGCAUCAAAGAACUGCGAAAUCAGACAGGAAAUCAAACAAACAACGAGUUUCCUUAAAGAAUGGAUAAAGACUAAAUUAGAAAAUAUCCCUCCAGAAGGACCAUCAUUCACAGUCGAAGAUGUCGAGCAAAAGAGAUAUUUGCUCCAAUCUCUUAUGUCAUCUUGUCAGAAUAAAGAAUUGUAA
Messenger RNA from Trichomonas vaginalis G3, 2049 nucleotides. Its product is annotated as ATP binding. Gene Ontology annotation, cellular component: nucleus; cytosol. The transcript has a single exon. Gene Ontology annotation, biological process: protein folding. NCBI's taxonomy places the organism in Eukaryota, Parabasalia, Trichomonadida, Trichomonadidae. The coding region runs from base 1 to 2049 and encodes 682 amino acids. Gene Ontology annotation, molecular function: ATP-dependent protein folding chaperone; ATP binding. The record is from RefSeq and is a predicted model, not a curated record.